AUGGUAUCUCCCAAGGCGUCUGACCCAGUACUGACUGAUGACAAUAAGAAGAGCAGUAUUAAGUCACAGCUUGAGUCCAACGCUGAUCACAAGACCAGACAUGAUGCAAAUGGUACUACUGGUGCUACUGGCGAUGACAGCAAGGAUGGUCCUACUAAUACAGUGCAUGGUAUUGUUGAGGAGGUCAAACAACAGCUCGAUAGCACUAAAUCUGACCGAAGUGCCAAAUCGUCGUUGGUGAUAGAGCCUUUGGUUAUCAUGAAGAUUAGCAAACAAGCUAAGUCUGCUGGUGUUAUAGAGGGAGGCCGAUUCUCUGGUGUGACUGAUAAGAGGGGUUACAUGAUUUUCAAGGGUCGUGUCUUAUACAGCUUCGAAUAG
Perkinsus marinus ATCC 50983 is the source of this 378-nucleotide messenger RNA. RefSeq lists its product as hypothetical. The transcript has 2 exons. The coding region runs from base 1 to 378 and encodes 125 amino acids. The record is from RefSeq and is a predicted model, not a curated record. Lineage: Eukaryota; Perkinsozoa; Perkinsida; Perkinsidae.